AUGACACUGCUGCUGAAGAAUAAUUUUUAUACCGAAACAACAUACGUCGAUUAUCAAGCGGUCUGUAAACAAAGUGAAAUGGUUAUGUACACAGCUGGUGCUGCAGCAGCUAGAGCUAGAGCAAUAUUUAAAUUGUUGUUGUGGGUAUGGAGUCGGUUUUUGGCACUGUUACAAGAUUUUACUAUCAUGCAGUUGCUUACUUCAUUACUGCAUCCUCAUGUUGCAGCUUACACAGCGACGUUCACUGGUGAUUCAGACACGUUUUCGUGCGACAAGGCGAAACGCUAUUAUUUGGCCAACUGGGGCACAGAAGAUUGGAUGGCCAGUGGCUCGGGCCAGAAAAUGCCCAAAUCACCGGCACUCAUUGCUGAUAAUUUAGCCGAGCGACCCUGCAAACAUAAUCCAGCCAAGUGUGCUGUGUAA
This is a messenger RNA of Gongylonema pulchrum, 423 nucleotides long. Lineage: Eukaryota; Metazoa; Nematoda; Chromadorea; Rhabditida; Gongylonematidae. The record is from the annotation of a GenBank genome assembly.